Messenger RNA from Zingiber officinale, 1721 nucleotides. RefSeq names its product trans-cinnamate 4-monooxygenase-like. Gene Ontology annotation, biological process: lignin metabolic process. The transcript has 3 exons. Lineage: Eukaryota; Viridiplantae; Streptophyta; Magnoliopsida; Zingiberales; Zingiberaceae. The record is from RefSeq and is a predicted model, not a curated record. Bases 47 to 1558 code for a protein of 503 amino acids. Gene Ontology annotation, molecular function: trans-cinnamate 4-monooxygenase activity; iron ion binding; heme binding.
AUCAGGUAUACAUCUGAUCCUUUACCAUCGUCGAACACCUUCGGCCAUGGAUCUGCUCUUCCUCGAGAAGGCGCUCCUGGCCCUCUUCUCCGCCGUCACCCUCGCCAUCGUCGUCUCCAAGCUCCGCGGAAAGCACUUCAAGCUGCCCCCGGGGCCCCUCCCGGUACCCGUCUUCGGGAACUGGCUCCAGGUUGGCGACGACCUCAACCACCGGAAUCUCACCGCCCUCGCCAAGCGAUUCGGCGACAUCUUCCUCCUCCGCAUGGGCAUCCGCAACCUGGUGGUGGUCUCAUCGCCGGAUCUCGCCCGGGACGUGCUCCACGCGCAGGGCGUCGAGUUCGGAUCCCGCACCCGCAACGUGGUCUUCGAUAUCUUCACUGGCAAGGGGCAGGACAUGGUGUUCACCGUAUACGGUGACCACUGGCGCAAGAUGAGGCGGAUCAUGACGGUACCCUUCUUCACCAACAAGGUUGUCCAGCAGAACCGACAGGGUUGGGAAGAGGAGGCCCGGCUGGUGGUGGAGGAUGUUAAGAAAGACCCCAAGGCAGCCACCGAGGGUGUGGUUCUCCGCCGCCGGCUGCAGCUUAUGAUGUACAACAACAUGUAUCGGAUCAUGUUUAACUUCCGCUUCCAGAGCAUGGACGAUCCGCUCUUUAACAAGCUCAAAGCCGCCAAUGGUGAACGCAGUCGCCUUGCGCAGAGCUUCGAAUACAACUACGGCGACUUCAUUCCCAUUCUCAGACCCUUCCUCAGGGGUUACCUCAAGAAAUGCCAAGAGCUCAAGGACAACCGCCUCAAGCUCUUCGAUGAUCACUUCGUUUCUGAGAAGAAGAAGCUGAUGGACAAAUUGGGAUCAAAGUUAGAGCUCAACUGCGCUAUUGAUCACAUCUUAGAUGCUGAGAGGAAGGGAGAAAUUAAUUAUGACAAUGUUCUGUACAUCGUCGAGAACAUCAACGUUGCUGCCAUCGAGACGACAUUGUGGUCGAUUGAGUGGGGCGUGGCUGAGCUGGUGAACCACCCGGAGAUCCAGUGCAAACUCUGGGCUGAGCUGGACACUGUGUUGGGUGAGGGUGUGCCGAUCACGGAGCCGGACAUCCAAAGGCUGCCCUACUUGCAGGCAGUUAUCAAGGAGACCCUCCGACUGCGGAUGGCCAUCCCCUUGCUUGUCCCCCACAUGAACCUUCACGAUGCCAAGCUUGGUGGCUACGACAUCCCUGCCGAGAGCAAGAUUCUGGUCAAUGCCUGGUGGCUCGCCAACAACCCUGUCCACUGGAAGAACCCCGAGGAGUUCCGACCAGAACGGUUUUUGGAGGAGGAGGCCAAGGUGGAGGCAAACGGCAAUGACUUCCGGUACUUGCCCUUUGGUGUCGGCCGUCGUAGCUGCCCUGGCAUCAUCCUCGCCCUCCCCAUCCUCGGCGUUACCCUGGGCCAGCUAGUGCAGAAUUUCCAUUUGUUACCGCCGCCAGGAACGAACAAGGUGGACACCACCGAGAAAGGCGGGCAGUUCAGCCUCCACAUCCUCAAGCAUUCCACCAUAGUCUGCAAGCCCAGGGCGUGAUGUUGUAUCUGUUUGGAAUUCCUUCACACAUGGAUUCAGAGAUGUUAUUUAGUGUGUUAUUUGACGUUCUUUCCCAAGUCCCUGAUACUUGUAAACCCCUUCCACAUGUAAGACCAAGUUUUAAAGUGUAACUCAUGGACAAGUGGCGUCCAGGUUACUGUCA